Eimeria maxima is the source of this 265-nucleotide messenger RNA. RefSeq lists its product as hypothetical. Gene Ontology annotation, molecular function: zinc ion binding; ATP binding; RNA binding. The annotation marks the transcript as partial. Gene Ontology annotation, cellular component: cytoplasm. The record is from RefSeq and is a predicted model, not a curated record. Lineage: Eukaryota; Apicomplexa; Conoidasida; Eucoccidiorida; Eimeriidae. Gene Ontology annotation, biological process: nuclear-transcribed mRNA catabolic process, nonsense-mediated decay. The transcript is spliced from 3 exons.
AUGCUCGUCUCCGAGGCACAAGGAGUCGUCGUUAUUGUAUGCAGAGACCGUUGUCAUGCAAGUGGUGUAUUGGAGGAGAAUGGAUGGAAUUCUUCUGAAUGGCAACCACUCAUUGAAAAUAAAGCAUUAGCAUCAUGGCUUGUUCGACCGUUAACAAAUGCAGAGAGAGCAAAUGCAAUUCCUCUAAGUAGGGAACAAAUUGAACAAAUAGAAGAAGGAUGGACAAAUAAAGAUCAACAAAUACAUACAGAUCUAGAUCUACAGG